Messenger RNA from Paramecium sonneborni, 612 nucleotides. NCBI's taxonomy places the organism in Eukaryota, Ciliophora, Oligohymenophorea, Peniculida, Parameciidae. The record is from the annotation of a GenBank genome assembly.
AUGAAUACUGUAUUAAAGGGAGAUUAACCAUAUUUGGAAUAACAGCGAAAAUCCACUAUAAGUCCAGAAACUGGAAAGCAUAUUUAAAAUACACUUCACAGAAGAAUCAAUUUUUCAUAGGCUGAUUUGAUUACUCCUAUUGCUGUUAAAUAAAAUCAUAAAAAAUAAGCAAUAAGUCAAGGAUUACAAUAAUUACUUAAAUAAAGCCCUUAUUCAAAGUUAGUAUCAUAAAAAUCAUAACUAUAAUUAUAAUAUCAAGAUAGUUUUUCAUAAUAGUAUCUAAAUGGUUAUACUCCAAAUCAACAAUAAUCAUAGUUACUGUUUAAACCUGAUAUUAAAACACCCUCUUUAAAUUCUACUACUUCAAGCAGCAUAAAACCAAGAAUGCGUAACCAAGCUAAAGAUUCUUUAUAAAAAAAAUCUUUUGAUUCUUACAAUGCUAUGUCAUUUAGAGAAAAAGACAAAUAAACUAUUUCUCAACUCUAAAAUAUAAUAUCGAGAACUUCUAUAUUAUUAUUAUCAUAUAAAGAAGAAUUAUAAAAAAAUAUAAUAGAGAAAUAGGAUUUGAUUAAACAGAUCGAGAAAUUAGAACAAAAUAAAAUCAAAUAAUGA